Molecule: messenger RNA, 616 nt
Organism: Strigops habroptila (Kakapo)
Lineage: Eukaryota; Metazoa; Chordata; Aves; Psittaciformes; Psittacidae
Gene: TOMM7
Product: translocase of outer mitochondrial membrane 7
Exons: 3
Coding region: 244-411 (55 amino acids)
Biological process (GO): protein import into mitochondrial matrix
Cellular component (GO): mitochondrial outer membrane translocase complex
Source: RefSeq, a predicted model, not a curated record
CCCUUCCGGGCUGCGGGCCGCAUCACGCAUGCCCACCGGCGGCCGAGGAACGGAACGGAACCCCGCGGCCGCCAUUUUCUCGCCCUUCUCAGGGCAGGCCGGGACCGUCCCCCGCCGCGGCCGCCGAGGCAGUGUCUCCUCCCCGCCACCCGGCGGCGGCGCGAUGGGGUCCGCCCACCGCCGUUGGCGCAGGGUUGCAAGGGCGGCUGGGCUCCUCCUCCUCCUCUCAACCCGUCCGCCGGCAUGCCGAAGCUUAGCAAGGAGGCCAAGCAGCGGCUACAGCAGCUCUUCAAGGGCGGGCAGUUCGCCAUCCGCUGGGGCUUCAUCCCGGUUGUGCUCUACCUCGGUUUUAAGAGAGGUGCAGAUCCUGGAAUGCCUGAGCCAACCAUCUGGAGUCUACUUUGGGGAUGAAGGAAGUGGUGGUCCUGUUCUAGAACCAGCCGAUGGACAGAGAAAGUGUCUGAAGAUGCACAUUCCAGAGGAUGGGGCGGACACUUACACCAGCUGGCUCAAUCAGCUUGCUAAUGACAUAGGUUGUACAUAUAACAAAAUGGAGUUUAUAUGGACCUAACUUAUUUGCAUUACAGUGUAAUUAAAUAAAUACAAUUUGAAUGGA